Molecule: messenger RNA, 1967 nt
Organism: Oncorhynchus keta (chum salmon)
Lineage: Eukaryota; Metazoa; Chordata; Actinopteri; Salmoniformes; Salmonidae
Gene: sdc3
Product: syndecan 3
Exons: 5
Coding region: 362-1663 (433 amino acids)
Biological process (GO): cell migration
Cellular component (GO): membrane; cell surface
Source: RefSeq, a predicted model, not a curated record
GCGUCGCCUUAAUAAGGAACAUCCUGCUUUCGACAGAGAGGGGGAGGAUAGAGCGGAGGUCUGGCAUCUCCCGGUAGUAAGCUAUAUCUACCAGGUCUUGAACACUACAGGGUCCAACAGAGGGGGACAAAAUAAUAGAAAGAAAAGGGCUUCCGUCGUAGGAAGAAGGAAUCUCCACUCGUUUUAUGCCUGGUACCAUUACCGGAGAAGGACACGCCGGUUUAGUGUUUUACCGAUACGGAUUAAUAACACGCCAGACGGAUGUUCGCGAGGAGGGGCGGUGCACUCUGAAGUUAGAGACUACUGCCUACGGAGAGAAGCGCUUGUUCCCCCGUGAAGGUUCGCGCCCCCCAGCCACAACAUGAAGCUGCCGCCGUGUCUGAUGACGAUCCUCGCGGCGCUGCUCGCUCACUCCGCGCUGGGUCAGACCUGGGUUCCGUCUAUAGAUCUAGAAGGUUCUUCUGGAGAUGAGUUCUAUGAUGAUGAAGACCUCUUCUCAGGCUCUGGAUCUGGCUUUCCAGAGAUGAAGGUCAACCCUACAGCGGUGGGUGUGUCUUUCAGCACUGAGGAGCCCCUUCCCCUUUCCACCACCCAGGCUACUGGCCCCGCCCCCUCAGCCCCACCUGCAGCCGAGCCCAAUCCCAACCCCGACGCUCUCCCCACCCCACUACCCACUGAGGGAGAGGGGGAGAGUGGGAUAGAGUGGGAGAGAGGGAGGGAGAGAGAGAGGGAGAGGGAAAGAGAGAGAGUAAGGGAGAUGGAGCGGGAGAGGGAUAGAGAGAGGGAGAGAGAAAAGGAGAGGGAGAGAGAAAAGGAGAGGGAGAGAGAAAGAGAGAGAGAGAGGCAACGGGAAAUAGAGAGGGAAAGAGAAAGAGAACGUGAAAGAGCGAGAGCCGCCCAGACCACCAUCUCACCCCAUGGCCCGGCAGCUGUUCCCAUGGCGACCACCAGCACAGGGACGCCUCUGGCGGAGAGUGUAGUACCCUCUAGUGGUGUGCAGGACCUGAUCACCACAGAAGAAGAGGACGAGGAUGUCUACCUGUCCCCAGACCCCACCACCAGUAUGCCUAUGGAGACCACCACGGAAGAAGAAGAAGAGGAAGAAGUGACCACUACUGAUGCAGAGACCACACCCCUCCCAAAGACAACAGCUCCACCCACUACGAUUGGCCCAGCCCUAACUGAGAGGUCUAGCUCCGCCCCCUUUAGGCCCAGUGUUCUGGUGACCACGCCAAUUAAAGCCGCACCCACAGAGAGGAGCACACGCCCACAGCAGCCUUCUACGACAAUGAAUAAUGAAUUAGGGGUUAAUGGACCCAGCGGAGACUUUGAGAUCCGGGAGGAGGACCGUCGCCAGGGCAACGAGGUUGUUGGUCGUGGCCUUGGCAUGGAGACUGGGGCAGAACCUGAUCUGAUUGGCAACACAAUUAACACAGGAAGUUCUGCCGCUCAACUUCCUCAGAAGAACAUCUUGGAGAGGAAGGAGGUUCUGAUAGCGGUGAUAGUGGGGGGCGUGGUAGGGGCCCUGUUUGCAGCGUUCCUGGUCAUGCUGCUGGUGUACAGGAUGAAGAAGAAAGAUGAAGGCAGCUACACACUGGAGGAACCCAAGCAAGCCACCGUCACCUACCAGAAAGCUGACAAACAGGAGGAGUUCUACGCAUAACACACACAGAGAGAUGCUUAUCACUCCAGCUCCCUUCCCGUCCUGUCGCUUCACAUCUCCUUCCCAUCCUUCUCCCGUAUCUUCCUCCCUCUCUUCUCUCCUAUGUUCCUGUCCUCCAUGUCAGUUGUUACUGAGAGUGCCCGUCUCUCCACGGACCCAAACAUUUCUUUAAAAAAUAUAAAUACACUUUUUAAAAAAAAUGUAAAAAAAAUAUAUCAGCUGGAAAAAAAUAUAUAAAAAUGUGACACAAUAUUUUUUUUUUUAAGUAAAUGUUGUUAUUGAUAUUAUAUGAUUAUUGUUCUGA